AUGGCUGCCAACUCUCAAGGAAUCGCGACACUGCUCGACGCAGAGAAGGAGGCGUCGCAGAUUGUCGCCAAGGCGCGCGAAUACCGCAACCAGCGACUGAAGGACGCGCGAGGGGAGGCCAGCAAAGAGAUCGAGCAGCUCCGGGCGAAGAAGGAGGCGGAGUUCAAGGAGUUUGAGAACCAGCACUCUGGCGACUCUUCCAGCUCACAAGACGAGGUGAACAAGGCGACCCAGGAGGCGCUCGCCAAGAUCGAGGCGUCGUUCGAGGAGAACCGCGAAAAGGUCGUCAAGGACCUGCUCGAGCGCGUCGUUCAGGUCAACCCUGCGCUUCACCGCAACCUCGAAGCUCGCUCCUGA
Molecule: messenger RNA, 357 nt
Organism: Rhodotorula toruloides NP11
Lineage: Eukaryota; Fungi; Basidiomycota; Microbotryomycetes; Sporidiobolales; Sporidiobolaceae
Product: V-type H+-transporting ATPase subunit G
Exons: 5
Coding region: 1-357 (118 amino acids)
Biological process (GO): proton transmembrane transport
Cellular component (GO): vacuolar proton-transporting V-type ATPase complex
Molecular function (GO): proton-transporting ATPase activity, rotational mechanism
Source: RefSeq, a predicted model, not a curated record